GCAAUGAAAUCUCAAGUGUUAAAAUGUUCUUCUGCAGUACCUACCCUGCAAUUCCACAGUUGAGGCGAAAGAAGGUUCCAUGGACAAUUGAGGAAGAACGGAUGCUUAGGGAGGGAGUAAGCAAAUUUGCAAGUACUGCUGGUGGAAAUGUCCCAUGGAAGGAAAUUCUGGACUUUGGUGCUUCAGUGUUUCUCAAAUGCCGUACUACAGUUGACCUAAAGGAUAAAUGGAGGAACAUGUGCAAGGGAACCCCAAAGCGCAAGAAACGAUCUCAUACUGGUGGGGCAUAACAACAAUUGGCUUUUAUACCUUGGUUGCUUUUGUCAUAUUGAACAUAGACUACCGUCACCAGAAAUAUUAAUUUAAGGCAUGUCUAAAUAGCUGAGAGCUAAAGUCCUUUGGUGAUUCUAUCAAAGUAUUCACCAAGUCUCAUCUUAAAGCCGGGAAGAGAGGUUUAAGAGAAGGGAAAGGUUACUCCCGUGUAAAGCAGGUGGGAGCCACCUUUUUUGGGAAGCAAAUUGUAAAUAUAAUCAGCAGUGGCAAUGAGCUUUAUGUUCAUUCUAGUUCUCUUCUCCUCGAGUUUUUAAUUUUUUGGUUAGUGUUACUGUUCUCCUUCUUAUGUAUAUAUGUGCUCUCUCUUGAAAAAUACGAAAAUGCUCUUGGUGAAAGGCCAAAGGAUAGUUUGCUUUGUGCCCUUGCUCAGCUUUGCUGUAUGCGAGUCACAACACAACUAUGAUCAUCAUCAUGACAUGUAUCAUGUAUGUGCAUGAGACUUCCCAAUUCAACAUGUGACAUGAUUUUGUGCUCCCUCUCUUAAAAUUUAUAGUAUAGCUAGAGAGAUAGACGGGCAUGGGAAAAAGGUGAAGGGAGUCCCGGGAAUCAGGUCAUGG
Messenger RNA from Rubroshorea leprosula, 890 nucleotides. NCBI's taxonomy places the organism in Eukaryota, Viridiplantae, Streptophyta, Magnoliopsida, Malvales, Dipterocarpaceae. The record is from the annotation of a GenBank genome assembly.